AUGGCGACCCCGAUUCGAAAGAAACGCAACUUCAAAGCGCUGCAGCUGGCUGUUUCAGACACUCCCGCUCCUGCACCUGUGCCGCUGGAACCAGUGCCCACUCGACUUGCGCCUGCGGCAGGGGGAAAGAAGCGGCCACCGCCAAUGACCCUCAAGGAUCCCAAAAUUCCAUCUAGCUCUAAUCCAAUAGACUCGGAGGGCACCAUACUAUCCACGAAUCCAGCUCUUUCAUCAUCAAACACAUCGCCAUCCGCCCGGCGAAAUACCUACCAUGCAACGCUCUCGAGCACACUCGCAAAACUAGACAUGAACGCUGAAAUGAACUUUGAGCUCCGUAAUGAGGAUUUGAAGGAUCUCCAGGAACUAGGACAGGGGAAUGGAGGCAGCGUGAAGAAAGUUGAGCACACACCUACAGGUACUAUGAUGGCUAAGAAGAUCGUUCUAAUUGACGCUAAACCGUCCGUCCGAAAGCAAAUCCUACGGGAGCUGCACAUAAUGCACGACUGCAAUUCCAAAUACAUCGUUUCUUUCUUCGGCGCUUUCCUGGCCGAUCCCAACAUAUGCAUAUGUAUGGAGUUCAUGGACAAGGGCUCUCUCCAUAGCAUCUACAAGAAGAUUGGCCCCAUUGAUAUCGAUGUCGUCGGUCAGGUCGCCCUCUCUGUGCUUGAAGGUUUGACGUAUCUCUACGACGUCCACCGCAUCAUCCAUCGAGACAUCAAACCAUCAAAUAUCCUAUGCAAUUCAGCUGGCCAGAUCAAGAUAUGUGACUUCGGCGUCUCAGGAGAACUCAUCAACUCAAUUGCGGACACUUUUGUUGGCACGUCAACAUACAUGAGCCCCGAACGUAUACAGGGCGCCCAAUAUACCGUCAAGUCAGAUGUUUGGUCGUUGGGCAUAUCACUUAUCGAACUUGCUCUUGGUCGCUUCCCCUUCUCAGAAUCAGAGUCGGAUGACAACGACUCGGACCUAUCGGAUCUCGAGGGUACACUUUCCCCAAACCGUCCCUUAUCAAUGGGCCUGCCUCCACCUCGAUCCUCUCGAACUCCCAAGACUCCUACUGACAAAAAUACACCUACCGAUAAAAAGAAGGACAGAAGGAAGAGCAAGGGCGUCAGCUUGCAAGGUGGCAGCAUGACGAUGAGUAUCCUAGAACUACUGCAACACAUUGUGAACGAGCCGGCGCCGAGAUUAACGCCAGAGGGACGAUUCCCUAAAGAAGCAGAGGACUUUGUGGAUAGCUGUCUGUGGAAAGAUCCUGAGAUACGGAAAACCCCCAAAGACCUUCUCGUAUAA
Messenger RNA from Pleurotus ostreatus (oyster mushroom), 1293 nucleotides. RefSeq names its product MAP kinase kinase (MEK) (gene STE7). Lineage: Eukaryota; Fungi; Basidiomycota; Agaricomycetes; Agaricales; Pleurotaceae. Gene Ontology annotation, molecular function: ATP binding; protein kinase activity. The record is from RefSeq and is a predicted model, not a curated record. Gene Ontology annotation, biological process: protein phosphorylation. Bases 1 to 1293 code for a protein of 430 amino acids. The transcript has 5 exons.